GUUUUGGAAAAAGAAGGACGCAGCGCCGACGGCGAAGCGGGCCGCCGGUCGACCGACCGCCAAAGCCGACGACGACUAUGACCUCGCGCAGUUUGGGAUCAAGACCGUGUCCGACAAGGACGUCCAGGCGGAUCUAGCCAAGCUCAUGGCCGAGAUUCAAAGCGACACGAGCAUGGACGGUAUCAACCUCGGCGACUCGGACGAUGAAGAGGCUGCGAUCAUGCGCGAGAUCCAAAAGAUGGCGCCGUCGGCAAACCUGCAGCACGCUUUCUCGCUCGGGAGCAACGUCUCGGACGACUUGGGCGACAGCGACGUCGACGAGGACGACCCGCUCUUGAACGCAGAGCUCCAUGGCCUUCUCGGGACAAAACCACCGAGCGUUGAGAGCGAGCGGCAGCGAUUGCAAGCCCUCGUCGACAUGGAGCGGACAAAAGCGCUCGAGCUCAAGCGCCAAGGGAUGGUUCCCGAGGCCCUCGCCGCCAUGCGCGAGAUGAAGGCGUACCAAGCGCAACUCGACAACCUGCCGCCACCCGAAGCAGCUCCUUCCGCGCCCGAGGUGAGUGUCGUCGUCGAUGACGACAGCAGCCUUCAAGCUACGGGUGCCGACACGAACAAUCCCGAUGACGUCUCUAUGCUGCAUGGAACAGCCGUCUCGACGCCUCGAGACAGCCUCCUGCAGCAAGCCGAGAAGCUACGCGCCGACAUCCACGGACAGAAGCUUCAGGCGCUCGCACUCAAGCGCGAGAACCGCGUGCCCGAGGCGCUCGCGGUGUUUCGCAACGUCAAGGUGCUCGAGGCGUCGCUCGCCGAGCUCGACGCCUCCAUCGCUGCGUUGCCCGAAGAGGCGCCAACGAUUCUCCUGGAAGAGGUCCAACUGCCGCCCAUGGUCGACGACAGUGAAGACGUCCACGUCACGGACGAAGACUUGGACGAUCCGUCCUUUGACGCGGAGCUGGCCAGCUUGCACAAACCGGCCCCGGCGUCGGUACCGAUCCAGCGUGACGCCGCUGACGAUCUCAUCGAUGCGUUCGAAGACAGCGACGACGACCACGACGACGAUCACGACGACGACCACGACGACGAUCACGACGACGUCAGUGCACAGACAUCUUCGUACGCGCCCCAGGUUAUGGAAACGUCGCUGCCCGACCAGAUUGCAGCGGCCAAGGCCCUCGCCGUGCAGCUCAAGCGGGACGGGCGCAUUCCCGAAGCCCUCGAGCAGCUCCGACGCGCCAAGGCGCUCGAAGCGACGCUUGUUCCGGAGAUGGCACCUGGCCCAUCGCCCACCGAGGUUGCGCGGCUGCAGCAAUACGAAGCCGUCGAAAAGGCGCUCGUCGAUGCGGCCAACACGAGCAUGCACGCGGCCAAGGACCUCCUCGCGACCGACCGCGCCCAGGCCAUGGCCCAUGUCGAACAGCGCAAGUACUAUACAUCCGCGCUCGAGACGCUGCGGGGAGCGCGGCGCGACCCACUGCAGCCGUCGCCGACAAUCGAGGUCGUCCGCGAAACGCGGCUGGUCGAGCAUGUUAACAGUGCGGUGCGACCAGAUGCAAUUUUUGUGGCGAUUCCCGAGCUCCGGUCGACGAGUCCGUUGGACGCUUUUGUCAAGUUUUCGCUCAACGUGCCGUCGACAAACCCGCACGAAGGCGCGACACCGAGCGCCCACGGCACCUCGAGCUUGACGUUGGGCGCUGAGUUUACCUUUCCGAUCGCGCGCAGUCGCGGCCUCCAGAAGCUCGUCGAGCUGCGCAAGGCGCAGUUUGAGGUGCUCACGACCGCGGGGUUUUGGAAGGCGUCCGAGUCGCUCGGUCGUGGCUCGCUCAGCCUCGCGCCGCUCCUCAAGACGUCCGAAAUCAACUGUUGGGUACCGCUCAUGGCCAACCGGCGACCAUGCGGCAUUGACGUUCACGUGAUCUUGCGCCUGCGGACACCGUUGGGCGGCCCCGAGAUGCGACCCGUGCACAGCGAGAAACUUGUGGUGGGUCCAUACCCUCCUCGUGAGGUGCCGGUGGUCGUCCCGACGGUCGCUCCUGUGGUCACAGCCGUCGCACCAGUUGAGGCGCCGACGACCGACGUAGCGCUACCCAUCGACGAAGCCGACCCGCACAGCCUUGACAAUAUCGUGAGCUACGAGGUCAUGACCGACGAGGUGGAGCGCAUCACCAAGCGGCUCGAGGCAGGUGCGGUCCCCGAGCUCGUUGAUCGCCUCGAGAGUCUCCAACUCAAGCGCCAGCUCUUUGAGAUUGAGAUUCAGUCGGGCAAGCUCAGCUUCGAGAUGUACGUGGCACGUCUCCAAGACCGCAUUGCGCUCGACAAUCAAUUGGCGCGGUCCCUCUACAAGCAAGGGCUAAAGGGUGAUGCCGCCCGCGUCAUGCUUCGCGUCAAAAUGAUGACAAAGGAGCUCGAAUCGGCAUAAGUGAAACAAUGAAACAAAAUGUUUUGCU
Messenger RNA from Saprolegnia diclina VS20, 2444 nucleotides. RefSeq lists its product as hypothetical. The record is from RefSeq and is a predicted model, not a curated record. The transcript is spliced from 7 exons. Bases 146 to 2416 code for a protein of 756 amino acids. Gene Ontology annotation, cellular component: nucleus. Gene Ontology annotation, molecular function: DNA-binding transcription repressor activity, RNA polymerase II-specific; RNA polymerase II cis-regulatory region sequence-specific DNA binding. Gene Ontology annotation, biological process: regulation of transcription by RNA polymerase II. NCBI's taxonomy places the organism in Eukaryota, Oomycota, Saprolegniomycetes, Saprolegniales, Saprolegniaceae.